GUGAAUGACGCAGAAAGCACAGUGGCAGUGGAGUUCACUCCCACCAUUCCUCACUGCAGCAUGGCGACGUUAAUCGGCCUCUCCAUAAAAGUAAAAUUGAUCAGAUCUCUGCCUGAGAGAUUUAAGCUGGAUGUUCAUAUAACACCAGGAACACAUGCCUCUGAGCAUGCAGUUAAUAAACAGCUUGCUGAUAAAGAACGUGUAGCGGCUGCUUUGGAAAACUCUCACUUACUGGAAGUAGUGAAUCAGUGUUUGUCUGCUCGAUCAUAA
This is a messenger RNA of Balearica regulorum gibbericeps (East African grey crowned-crane), 270 nucleotides long. Lineage: Eukaryota; Metazoa; Chordata; Aves; Gruiformes; Gruidae. The record is from RefSeq and is a predicted model, not a curated record.